Molecule: messenger RNA, 4532 nt
Organism: Hydractinia symbiolongicarpus
Lineage: Eukaryota; Metazoa; Cnidaria; Hydrozoa; Anthoathecata; Hydractiniidae
Product: atrial natriuretic peptide receptor 1-like
Exons: 19
Coding region: 371-3553 (1060 amino acids)
Biological process (GO): protein phosphorylation; intracellular signal transduction; cGMP biosynthetic process
Cellular component (GO): membrane
Molecular function (GO): protein kinase activity; ATP binding; guanylate cyclase activity
Source: RefSeq, a predicted model, not a curated record
UCUUCUUCUUCUUCUUCUUCUUCUUCUUCUUCUUCUUCUUCUUCUUCUUCUUCUUCUUCUUCUUCUUCUUCUUCUUCUUCUUCUUCUUCUUCUUCUUCUUCUUCUUCUUCUUCUUCUUCUUCUUCUUCUUCUUCUUCUUCUUCUUUUCCUGUACUGUCUGUAUUUUUUAACUUUUUUUUUCUGUGCAUUAACAUUUCAUUUUGUUCUCACAGAAAACACACAUAAAAUAUAUAUGAAGCGGACAAAACGAGUAAACAAGUGCAUUACAUACUAACCACAAAGCGAAAAAGAAAAACUCACAAAAACAAAAGUAAACAGAGAAAAACUACGCAAAGAAAAGCACAAUCAAGACUCAGAAACAACUACUAACAUGCAGUCGUUGGUAACAAAUUUUUAUAGUUCUUUAGUUAUAAUAUUACUCAUAUUAAAGACAACUAACUGUUUAAAAAAUAUAAAACUCGGUGUACCUAUGCCUUGGUCUGGAAAGAGUUGGGCAGCAGCUCCACGUUUUGCAGCUGGUAUCACGGUAGCUAUAGACAAAAUAAACAACGAUCCUUACCUACUGCGAGAUUAUAAUGUAUCCUUCAUAUGGGGUGAUAGCAAAUGUGAGGAAAAAGCUACUUUAGAAGUUAUCGUGGACAUGUACACGAAGGAAAAAGUACCGGUAAAUGCUCUCAUAGGUCCUGCAUGUAGCGAUGGGUGCAAAGUUGGUGCAAUGUUAGCAUCACACUGGAACAUACCCAUGGUUUCUUACGGAUGCGCUGCAAGUUUUUUAAGCGAGUUAACAACAUAUCCAAAUUUCGCUCGAACUGUGGGUGUUUAUAGUAAAUCUGGCAAAGUUAUUGUGAACUUAAUGCAACAAUUUCAUUGGAAGAAAAUAGCGAUUAUAACUCCCACGGAUGGGACGUGGUCAUCAAUUAUGAACAGAGUAAGAAUUGAUGUCGAGUUAACAAAAGAUCUCGACGUAUCGUACUUUCAAAAUUUUAACAGUGAUAACGUGAAAGGUAAUUUCUUAAGAAGAAUUUUACAGGAAGCUGUCAAAAAAGCUCACAUUUUUCUACUUGGUGGCUAUAGAAAGACAAUACAUUCUGUAAUGCGUGAAGCAAAAAAGCUUGGCUUAACAUCGGCUGGAUAUGCUUUCCUAACAUAUGAAUUACUACUUGACUCGUGUUUACCAGAAAAUAUAACGCCAGAGACAUCUGAAUCGUGCAGUGCUAUAGAUGGAAUUCUUGAUAUUAGUUUAUUUGUGCCACAAAGUGAGUCUUACAGUAACUUUUCAAAGCUGGUAAGACGAAAGAUGGAAGAACAACCCUUCAAUAGAGUCAUGCCUUCCUCAGAAGUGGUUGAACCUUAUGCUGCGUUUUUACAUGAUGCUGCUUUGUUAUAUGCACAUGCAUUAAAUAAAACCUUAAACAUGAAUGGUAGCAUUGAUAAUGGCAGACUUAUCAUACAAAACAUGUUGAACAUGACUUUUGAAGGUGAAUCCGGAAGAGUUGUCAUUGAUAUGGUUGGUGACAGAGCAUCAGCACUUCAAGUUCGAAAUGUCAAAGACUCAAAAUAUUACAGAGUAGCUAACUUUUUUGUUGAUUCUUCAAAACUGGAAGUGUUGAACACAACUGUCAAUUGGCCCGGAAAAACAACAGUGAUUCCCUUGGGAAGACCAGCAUGUGGGUUUAAUAGUGAAUUCUGUCCUCCCCCGAAAAGUACAGAACCAUGGGUAUAUGCUUUGGCUGGCGUACUUUCAUUUGUAGUUCUGUUACUUGCAGUUGCAUAUGUUGUUAUCCAUUACAGGCGGAAAGCAUUUGAGAAUGCCUUAAUGUCUCAACAUUGGAGAGUUAAUUUUAAUGAUAUUCAUUUCAAUAGAAGAGUUAUGAGGUCUAUGAGUCACGGCGGAAGUAAAGUUAUGGGAGUAUCUCAAGGCAGUAACCAGUCAAUAGAUAGUCAAAUUGGCAGUGAUGUACAUGGACAAGUAUUUACUAGGAUUGGAUUGUUUCAGGGAAACUAUGUUGCAAUCAAGGAACUGCGCAAAAACUCAGUGACACUUACAAGAGAUAUUUUGCUAGAGUUUAAAGACAUCUCUGAAGUACAACACCAAAAUAUAAAUGCAUUUGUUGGAGCUUGCAUUGAUAAUCCAAACAUCUGCCUCCUGACACAGUAUUGCAACAAGGGUAGUUUGCAGGAUGUACUGUAUAACGAGGAUAUCAAAUUAGACUGGAUGUUUCAAAUAUCUAUUGCAUCUGACUUAGCACGAGGUAUGAACUACCUACAUUACAAUACACCUAUUGGUGUCCAUGGUAACCUGAAAUCAACAAAUUGCGUUAUCGACAGUCGUUUCGUUUGCAAGAUCACUGAUAUAGGUUUGUUUAAAUUCAAGGAAGGUCAACUAAAAGACGUAGAAGCUGGAGAAGAUCACUAUUUAGAUUCUCUGUUAUGGGUUGCACCAGAACAUCUCGACAACUUCAGAUUUCCUCGGUCGAAAGAAGGGGAUGUGUACAGUUAUGGAAUCAUUCUACAAGAAAUUAUUACGAGAGGUUAUCCGUACUGUAUGUUUGAAAUGAUGAGUGCUAAAGAAAUUAUAAGCCAAGUAAAAAAGUCAUUGUCUCCACCGUUUCGACCAAAAAUGUCUGAAGAGGUCGGCCACCCAGAUUACCAUGUUUUGAUGAGACAAUGCUGGGAAGAACUGCCGUCACAUCGACCACGAUUUGACGAAAUUAUGAAAACACUGAAAAAGUUGAAUGGCGGCAAGAACAUAAACAUUGUGGACAACAUGAUAAAUAUGAUGGAGAAAUACACGGAUCAUUUAGAAGAACUUGUUGCAGACCGAACGAAGCAAUUGGAAGAGGAGAAAGCUAAGACUGACGAACUGUUAUACAGGAUGUUACCAAGGACAGUAGCAGAACAGUUAAAACAAGGCGAUACUGUGCGAGCUGAAUCGUUUGAUAUUGUGACCAUAUUUUUCAGCGAUAUUGUAGGGUUUACAAAGUUAGCUGCCGAAAGUACACCUUUAGAGGUUGUCGAUUUAUUAAACGACUUGUAUACAUGUUUCGAUCAGAUAGUAGACCAACAUCACGUUUAUAAAGUUGAAACAAUAGGAGAUGCUUACAUGGUAGUGUCAGGUUUACCUGAAAGAAACGGUAACAGACACGCUGGCGAAAUUGCGAGAAUGUCGUUAGAUUUAUUGAGCGCAACAACAACUUUUACCGUGCGUCACAAACCAGAAGCUAAACUACAACUACGGAUCGGUAUCCAUUCGGGACCUUGCGUUGCUGGUGUUGUGGGUCUAAAAAUGCCACGCUAUUGUCUUUUUGGAGAUACAGUGAACUACGCAUCACGCAUGGAAUCCAGUGGGCUAGCUCUUCGCAUACAUGUCAGUCCAGAAUGUAAGGAGGUGUUAUGUGAACUUGGUGGAUAUCAUUUAGUGGAGAGAGGACCUGUCACAAUGAAGGGUAAAGGCACAAUUGUUACGUUUUUUCUCGCCGGCUACGAUGGUUUUACGAAAGCGUUACCUGACUUAAAAGAAGCAGUUGGUUUGGAGGAGCAUUCAUUCAAAUAACAAAGUUUGAUCGAGUGUGUUUAAUCUUAACAUCUUGGUCGCUUGAAGUCGCAAGCGAAAAAGUUCAACGACAAAAAGCAAGCCAUUUUUAUCACCGCUAACUCGGGUUAUUCCAAGGAAUGUUAAUUAGCAUAUGCGAUCCCAAUACUGAAUCGAGCUUCAUAUAGAACGUCAAAUAGAUAAAUUAUUAUUUUUGUAAGAGCUGUAUAAAAAUCAAGUUUAUUUAAACGCGUGACUUUUAGUCAUCUAUUUACAAAUUGUGACAUUGUUUAGUUUUAUCACGUGUUAUUAGGUAUAGAAAUAAAACUUGGACGCGAGACUGUAUUAACGAGAUGCGAGGCUGUUUUAACUGGGCACAAAAUAACAAGAAAGAUAUUCGAACGAAAUGUGCCUUUAAGUUGUUGCUUUUUUCAGAUUUGUUGUUAAUUUUUUUACUAUUUUUUUAUUUAUGCUUUUAUAUUUUAAAUCCACCCACGCUACCCAAAUUUUCACACACUACGGCUAUAUUUUAUUUUUUCUUUAGAACAUUUAUCUUCUUUCGUACCGUAUUUGCGUUCUUAUUUUUGUUAAUAUGAAAUCUUGCUAAACAUAGACUGUUGCAUGUUGGAAAUUAUCUCCCUUUUGUGCCUAGACGAUAUUUGAAACACGGAAAUGGUUAACGAAAGCCUGAUAAACUUGUGCUGAAACCUCAGUUCAGCUUCUGAUCAAUCGUUGCAAUUUUUACUGCAUCUUUGGUAACAGUUUAAGAGUUCGACUUGUUAGGUGUUGUCUUACAAAAGAACCUUUUCCCAAUUCCUUUAUCAUCUCUUUAAGCGUUAGUACUCAUGGCAUGGUUGCUUCCUUGUCGAGUACACAAUUAGUUUCUUACGUUAUUUAACGCAAUACUGAAUUUUCUUACAUAAGUUUCACCUAUAAAAAUAUAUUAAAAAUCAAACUACAGAUUGUAUAUAUUUAAAUAUAAAUAUGUGUAUAUGUCGUA